Messenger RNA from Suillus fuscotomentosus, 2236 nucleotides. RefSeq names its product major facilitator superfamily domain-containing protein. Bases 186 to 1994 code for a protein of 602 amino acids. Gene Ontology annotation, biological process: transmembrane transport. Gene Ontology annotation, molecular function: transmembrane transporter activity. NCBI's taxonomy places the organism in Eukaryota, Fungi, Basidiomycota, Agaricomycetes, Boletales, Suillaceae. The record is from RefSeq and is a predicted model, not a curated record. The transcript is spliced from 16 exons.
GCGCGUGGGCCCAACGUUGCAUCGGCUUCCGUACAUACAGAUCGCAGUAUCUUUGUCUACGACCAGUGUGAGAAUCCCUUAUCACCGAAGUGCUGCGUCCCAAGUAACUGCAAGCUACCCACUGUUCUUUCCCCAGACUCCUUUCUCAGAUCUCAAUAUUAAUAUCAAAAUUCGAGCAACAAGUCAUGUCUACAGCAGGCUACACGCCUCUCCCUCAGAACCCCCAAGACGACGACCGCGAUGACAUCGAACAUUCAGUUCUCCUUGCAGACCAGGAAACACAUGCUGGCGUCAUGAAAGUCGAGGCCGCACAACGCGUAUAUGGGCGUUACUCUCGUUGGUGUCUCUUCAUUGGCCUUGGACUUGCGUCAUAUAUAUACUCCCUUGAUGCAUCCACAACUUAUGCAUACCUUACAUUCGCUACUUCAUAUUUUGGCGAGCACGCCUUUCUCAGCUCGAUCGCCGUCGCACAGUCACUUAUUAUCGCUGUUGGGAAACCUGUAAUCGCUAAAGUCGCGGACGUCUCGUCACGAGGCACCGCUUACGUUAGUGUCUUGAUCUUUUACGUUCUCGGCUAUACCGUAAUAGCUUCUGCCCCUAAUGUCGGUUUUAUUGCUGGGGGGAUUGUACUAUAUGCUGUUGGAUAUACUGGAUUGCAACUACUCACACAGAUUAUCAUUGCUGACAUCACCACCCUUGCGUGGCGUGGGCUUGUCGUCUCCCUCGUCUCUACACCAUUCCUGAUCAAUGCAUUUAUUGGCUCAAACAUAUCCACCGCAGUCCUCAACACUAUCGGUUGGAGAUGGGGCUAUGCCAUGUUUGCUGUCCUUGUCCCUGUUUCCCUUGCACCCCUCAUUUUCACUCUUCUGUGGGCGGAACGCAAGGCCAAAAGGAUCGCUCUCCUCGACUCCAACAAAUCACGUAGUCGCGAGAACUCAACACAGCGAAGCCUCUCAGAUAAAUCUGUAUCCGCCAUGGCUGUCUUCCUUCGGUCCGCUGAACAGCUUGACCUAGUCGGACUCGUCCUUCUCGGAGCCGCAGUUUCACUAACCUUACUUCCAUUGACAAUUAGUCAGGCAGUGUCGGGAUCCUGGAAGAAUGGUUCGAUCAUCGCAAUGCUUUUCAUGGGACUUGUGUUUCUUGUCUUGUUCGCAGUCUGGGAUCUACGUUACGCCAGUAUGCCCGUGAUCGCUCCCCGGUUUGUCAAGAAUAGAAGUGUCGUAUGUGCGGCAUUCAUAGGCUUUUUUGACUUCAUGUCGUUCUUCCUUACGUACGCGUAUCUGUUUUCGUUUGUCCUAGUGGUGAAACCUUGGUCACUCGUGAAUGCGACGUACUUCAUUCAGGUGCAAUCCGUUGCACUGACAUUAUUUGGCAUUCUCGCGGGUCUCAGCAUGCGUUUCCUCCAUCGUUACAAGUACGUACUCGUCGUCGGACUCGUAAUCCGUCUAGCGGGUGUUGCAAUGAUGAUCCACUCGCGUGGUGCCAACGCCUCAAAUGCUGAACUCGUGUGGACCCAGAUCCUUCAAGGUUUCGGCGGAGGUUUUGCCGCUGUCUCUUCCCAAGUAGGAGCACAAGCAUCCGUACCUCACACAGACGUGGCGAUCAUCACGGCGAUCGUGCUCCUAGUGACUGAAAUCGGGGGCGCAGUUGGGAACGCAUGCGCCGGCGCGAUUUGGUCGAACACGAUGCCAGGUAACCUAGAGAAGUAUCUGCCAUCGUUGACCAACGAGGAGCGUGCAGAGCUGUUUGGGAGCAUAAGGUCAGCAGCUUCCUAUCCGCUCGGCCACCCCAUACGAGAGGGCGUCAUCAACGCGUACGACGACACGAUGAAGAUCAUGGUAACCACAGCAACCAUACUGAGCGUGAUACCUAUCUUGCUUGCCCUCGCGAUGCCGAACUGGUACUUGGGGGACAAGCAGAACGCGAUCGAUGCUGCUGAUCUCACCGGAAGGUCGGAGCUCGAAGACGACCUUGAGGAUGAGGAAGAGCUGUAGUUUUAUUCUUGAUGGGCGAGACCUACUUUUUAUCAUGCGCAAGUGGUUGCCGCUGUGCGGCUCGCCUUGUGAGAGGAACACAACAUUCUAUUCGAGUUUGCUCCUGCUCACGUUUAACCAUCCUUUCUGCUUCGAUCAUGACAUCGUAAAGAGUUGUAGUGUUAGAGAGAGAAUGGUGUUUAUGCUAGGAAUGUUGUCUUUAAAUAGCUAGAAAUGCGAGUUUUGUGGGUUUCUGUGGAUCA